Molecule: messenger RNA, 693 nt
Organism: Zea mays
Lineage: Eukaryota; Viridiplantae; Streptophyta; Magnoliopsida; Poales; Poaceae
Exons: 1
Coding region: 90-356 (88 amino acids)
Source: RefSeq, a predicted model, not a curated record
AUUGCCUUGGACUUUGACUCGCGGCAGUCAAUUGUUCUGAUUUCCUCGUCGGCUCAUCCUUUCCCCGAACCCCUCGUCAGAGUCUCGCCAUGCGCUCGACCCACCUCGUCGACGGCGACCUUGCUUCGGCCUCGGCGAUGGGAGGCCACUCCGACCGUCUGUUCAGGGCGCUGGCUGUCGCUUCCCUCUACAUUCUUAUCCGCCGGUGGCGCGCCUUUGGGGUCGGCCUCAGCGAGCGGCCGGCGCCGGCGGAGAUCGCUGCCGUGGCUGCGCUCUGCACCUCCGUGGCGUGGCUGUACGUUCUCCCAGCCCUUGGUCUCCGCCGGAGCACGCACCGACGUCGGCACCAAGAUUAGUUGACAAGUGGCUGUUGUUGCGUUGCUGGUAACCAUCCCUAUUCUCCCUCUUUUUUAAGGUUUGGAUUUGGAAUCCAAUUUGUCAAACACAGCCCGAGGAAAUGUAUGUGUAAGUACGGAUACGAAUGGUUGAAAUAUUAGUCACUAAGAAUGAUCAUGUAAGUACGGAUCUAACGGUCCAGUUCAAGAUUGGGCUGAUCCCAACUGUUCAAUGAUUUACUGGUUCAUAUGUCAGUGUAUAGACAUGGUAACCUCAAACCAGUUACCUGUAUGGUCACCAGUGACUGGACAAAGAGAAUUUCUCAAGGUUGUUUGUUAAUCUCCUGCUUUUCUUCAA